AUGGCCGACGCACUGGCCCACGGCGCUGACCCCGGGUGGGUCAACACCGCUGAGGAGAACCGCACCCCCCUGCUGCAAGCCGUCGCCGCGAACUCGCUGCUGGCUUGCGAGUUCUUGCUGCAGAACGGAGCCAGCGUCAACCAGAGCGACAGCCGCGGGCGGGGGCCGCUGCACCACGCCACCGUGCUGGGACAUACUGGCCUGGCCUGCCUGUUCCUGAAGCGGGGGGCUGACGUGAACGCGGUGGAUGCAGAGGGCAAGGACCCCCUCACCAUUGCCAUCGAGCUGGCCAAUGCCGACAUCGUCACCCUGCUGCGGCUGGCCAAGAUGCGGGAGCUGGAGGCGGCCCAGGGGCAGACUGGCGACGACACCUACCUCGACAUCUUCCGCGACAUCUCCCUCAUGGCCUCUGACCACCCCGAGAAGCUCGCCCGCCCCCACCACAAGCUCACCACCCUCUAG
Messenger RNA from Haliaeetus leucocephalus (bald eagle), 462 nucleotides. RefSeq names its product arf-GAP with coiled-coil, ANK repeat and PH domain-containing protein 1-like. The transcript has 5 exons. Gene Ontology annotation, molecular function: protein binding; GTPase activator activity. The coding region runs from base 1 to 462 and encodes 153 amino acids. Lineage: Eukaryota; Metazoa; Chordata; Aves; Accipitriformes; Accipitridae. The record is from RefSeq and is a predicted model, not a curated record.